UCAAGAUGGCGGCGGCAGCUACCUGCGGUGCGGGCGUCCUCAGCUCUGGGUUUGUAGCAUCCACCACCCGCCAGAGCGACACCACCAGCUUCCAGAGGAGGAGCAAGGCCUCUGGGGCUGACGGAGGUGGCCCUCGGCUGCUGUCCAUUGCGGGCACGCGACCGUCGGUGCGGAAUGGACAGCUGCUGGUGUCAACCGGGCUCCCAGCCCUGGACCAGCUCUUAGGUGGAGGUUUAGCUGUUGGAACAGUUCUUCUGAUUGAAGAAGAUAAAUAUAAUAUGUAUUCACCUUUGCUCUUCAAGUAUUUCCUGGCAGAAGGAAUCGUCAAUGGACAUACUCUGUUGGUUGCAUCUGCCAAAGAAAAGCCUGCUGACAUUUUACAGGAACUCCCUGCACCACAACUUGAUGAUAAUGGUAAAAAAGAGCUUGAUGAUAUACAUAAUCCUCAAACACCAGACACAGAUGUUAACAUGAAAAUAGCCUGGCGAUAUCAGUUUCUACCCAAGAUGCAGGUUGGACCAGUGUCAUCUUCACGAUUUGGUCACUAUUAUGAUGUAUCAAAAAGGAUUUCUCAGGAACUUCUAGGGAGUUCAAAAUGGCAUGGAUUCUUCCUUCCAGAACACAUAACUACAGAACUUAAGGGAGAAUCCUGUUCUUUGUCCCGAGGCUACAUGAAGCUGCUUGAGUUCAUACAGAACAUCAUUUAUACUGAAGGAUUUGAUGGCUCUAAUCCCCAGAAAAAACAGAAAAACAUUUUAAGAAUAGGAAUUCAGAACCUUGGCUCACCAUUAUGGGGAGAUUACAUUUGCUGUACAGAAAACUGUGACAACAGUCUCAGGCUUACCAAGUUCCUCUACAUUCUGCGUGGCCUUCUAAGAACCUCACUGUCAGCCUGUAUCAUCACGAUGCCAACACAUCUAAUCCAGAAUAGAGCAAUUACUACUCGGGUGAGAAAUUUGUCAGAUACAGUAGUUGGUCUGGAAUCUUUUAUUGGUUCAGAGAGUGAAACCAACCCAUUUUAUAAGGAUUAUCAUGGUUUGAUCCAUAUACGGAAGAUUCCUCGGCUUAAUAACUUGACUUGUGAUGAAUGGGAUGUCAAAGACUUAGCCUUUAAGUUAAAAAGGAAGCUGUUCACCAUUGAGCGACUGCAUUUGCCUCCAGACUUGUCAGACACAGUGAGCCGUUCAAGCAAACAGGAUCUGGCAGACUCCGCCAAGCUGCUGGGCCCAGGCUGUGGCAUGAUGGCCGGAGGCAAGAAGCACCUGGACUUCUAGGGAAUCCUCCUUAGUAACUGCAUGCGGAAUUAUCUGACACCCUAAUUAUGAUUGCAAAUAGCUUAUGUAAAUAUUUUUCUUAAUGAUUUGACCCUCCAAUCUUUGAAAAACACAGGAUUCCAAACGGAACCUCCAUUCUUCAAUUCGGGUUGUUUCAUUGUUUGUUUUUCCACCAACUUUUGUACAAAAAUAAUAGAGCAGAAAUACCAUCAUUUGACAUUAGCUGCUAUUGUGUAUUUUAAAAUACUAAUUAAUUUUUAAAUAAACACCAAAAAAAAAAACCCCAAAACAUGAUGUGCCUUAGAGUGGUCAUUGGUUCAUGUGGAUGAUGGUGUCGUGAAUGAUGGUGGUAGACAUGUUCACCCAUAGAGUAUAGAACAAUAAUUCAAGUUGUGUGGGAUACAUCGCUCUGUGUUUCUGAAAAAGUCACCAAAAACUGCUAAGCCUUUUUUAAAAGAAUGUUCUGUUUGCUAGUAUAUGAAACAGUUUGCAUUUGUGCAUCCUGUUAUUUCAAGUGAUAAAGACAAAACAGCCAUAUUUGGGGGAUUUUGGCUUAAUUACUCCACACAUAUAGAACCUGAUGGACUGUACAAAAAUAGCUGGGUGUACUGAUGCUCUAAAGUUCUAAAUAAUUGACAUCGGUACUGUGAAAUUGUUUCAACAGACAAAAUUCGAGAUUGAAAUUCAAGCUGGCAGCUCCACUAAUGCUGGGUCCCAAAGAUGUGUCCUGAAGCCCAGUGAGCAGGUUACAUAAUGUGGGUCUAAGACAAUGUGAAAACCUGAAAGGAACUCAGAUUUCCAUUGUGUCACCUCAACCCUUUGUUAACCGUGAGCAUUGGCUAAGCAUGUUAAUGAAUCUCUAACCAUGGACCAUGUCUUGGGAACACAGCAUAUGGAACAAGUUUUCAUAUAACACACUAGGGUUUGGUGUCAUGGGUCCAUAAUUCUUGAAGGGUUUGACAAAUCAUAGGUACAGAGUGAAAGUUAAAAAGCAACUUGCAUGUAUUUAAAGACUCACGUUUUUUAAAAAGAUGUUUAACAUCUGUUGGCAGAAAUUGAAUUUCCAAAAUACAUUUUCAAAUAAAUUAGAAUAUUUUGAAGCACCUUAAACUAACAUUUUAAGCAGUUUCCUUUUAAUAUACCACAAAUUAUACUCUAUUUGUUCUUGACAACAUUGUAGAAAACAAAGACUAGGUUUUUAAAACUGUCUAACCAAUAUGAUGAAUGUCAGUCACUUAAAAAAAAAAGCCCACUGUAGCAUAAACACACACUGUAUACAGCUCUUAUUCAGAAUUAGAAUAAUUGAAUCGAUGACAGUGAUUUGCCAGGAUGUCAAAUCUCUCCAUCAUACCCUGUCACUACCAGUUUAUUUUUUGUGAUAAAAUCAAAAAGACAACUAUUUUGUCACAACGGCUCCAU
Messenger RNA from Onychomys torridus (southern grasshopper mouse), 2693 nucleotides. It is a transcript of the gene Elp4, whose product is annotated as elongator acetyltransferase complex subunit 4. The transcript has 10 exons. The coding region runs from base 6 to 1274 and encodes 422 amino acids. Gene Ontology annotation, cellular component: elongator holoenzyme complex; transcription elongation factor complex; cytoplasm. The record is from RefSeq and is a predicted model, not a curated record. Gene Ontology annotation, biological process: tRNA wobble uridine modification. Lineage: Eukaryota; Metazoa; Chordata; Mammalia; Rodentia; Cricetidae.